This is a messenger RNA of Drosophila biarmipes, 1084 nucleotides long. RefSeq names its product sesquipedalian-1 (gene IPIP). The record is from RefSeq and is a predicted model, not a curated record. Gene Ontology annotation, biological process: endosome organization; receptor recycling; retrograde transport, endosome to Golgi. Lineage: Eukaryota; Metazoa; Arthropoda; Insecta; Diptera; Drosophilidae. Gene Ontology annotation, cellular component: recycling endosome; trans-Golgi network; early endosome. The transcript has 3 exons. The coding region runs from base 116 to 973 and encodes 285 amino acids.
UAACAAAUAAACAAAUCGAUAAACAGCUAGCGAUAUGGCAGCACUGUACUGACCAACAGCUGUACACAGAGCGUCCGUCUUUACAAUUUUACCUGCAUUGUCAUCGAAUGCAAUCAUGAAAUUCAACGAAAAAAACUUGAACGCCUUUGCGAAAACGCCGCCAUUUGACAUGAAAGGUUUCCUCAACAAACGGGGCGAGGUCAACAAGGCUUUUCAGAGACGCUUCUUCAUUCUGAAAGGCAACUUGCUUUUUUAUUUUGAGUCGCUGGUUGACAAGGAUCCACUGGGACUUAUUAUUGUCGAGGGGUGCACCAUUGAGCUCUCAAACGAGGUGGAUAACUACUGCUUCGAAAUAGCCUUCAACUGCAACCGCACCUAUAUCUUCUCCGCCGACAACCAGGAAAGUAUGGAGACAUGGAUGAAGGUACUUACAUGCGCUGGAUAUGAAUACAAGCGCAUCAUCCUAGACGAGCUGAAGCGCCAGAUACACGAGAUGGAGGAUUCGAAAAACAUUUUUAAUUCUGCAGAAAAGCGUGCCAACACUUUUGGCAGAUUACCUAAUGACUGGGAGGCAGUAAGGCCCAGGCGUCCGCCUAGACGGACGAAUCCCUUUAACAGACCCGCACCUCCUUCCCCCAGUUCGUUGGGGGACGUUGUGAUGUCGCCCCUGCCAUUUAUCAAUGGAUACAUCGGCUCCAGUAAUGCCUGUACGCAGCAGGGAAAGUUAGAUGUCAAGCAAGAUGCUUACAGUAACGAAAGACCAAGUAGAACGCCCAGGGAACAGAGAUGCCCCACAGUCGCUACUGCUAUAACAACAAGAGUUUUUUACCAAGACGCAAAGAAAGAGCGACAGCGACGACGGAUUAAAGCGUUGAAUGAUUUUGCCCUUAAUCACGAACGCUUCCGAAAGGAACUAAUGGGCGACGUGUCAGCCUAUCGCGAACGCCUUACACAACCUCUUAUAAAAUUGUAAUGUUGGAAACCGCUUUUCCCAAAAAAUUCAAUGUAUUUUAUGUCUUGUGAAGAAUGUAAUCACGUUUGAAAUAAAGCAUGCGUGACCUAGUAAGCAUGGCGUUGACUAUUA